AUGCCGACGCCCGGUGUGGGGUGGCUCUCGGGCGCGGAGCAGCUGCUGCUGUAUGUGGAGAGGACGAACAGACGAGAGCAGCGCAGCGUGGGCCGGGCCAGAGAACGCCGCGGGCCCCCGGGGCUGCGGCUGCUGCAGCGACGGAGCUGCCUCCCCCGCCUUGGAGGCGAGAUAAAGAAUGGCGGCGGCGCGCAGCAACAGGUGGAGCCGCCCCCGGAGCCACCCCACGGCUUCCGCCCCCCACAAAGAUCCGGCAGCAGCGGCUGCGCGGAUGUUUUCGCUCGGGCCGUACCUGUCGCCGCGGGCGCCCGCCGCAGCGACCAGCGCCUCGCGGUGCCCGCGCAGCCCUACCCUGCUAAUCCUCUGGCGGCGCGCCCGCUGCCCGCUGCCCACCGCCGUUUGUUUGGGCGGCGCCGCCCCGGGCCUCGCGGGCGACAGCGGACCGGCGCGGCCCCGGGCUGGAGCGCGGUCGGCGCGGCGGCGGCGGUGGCGGCGGCGGCGGCGGCAGCGGCAGCUCGAUGGAUGGACGCGGGGAUUUGGCAGCCCGUCGACGCGCUGGUCAUUAGCGCCGGCGCGGCAGUCCAGCAUCCGGCGAGCCCGCCGUGCCGGCCGGCGGCGGAAAUCCCGGCGGCAAGACGGAGCCCGGUGAGAGCAUGCCUGCGCGUUCCCCGGGGACCAGGGGGACGCGUGGCGUGGCCGGGCCCGGUCUGUCUGGAGGAGGCGACAGGAGAGGGGGCGGCGCCUCCGAGCGCGCGGCGCGCCUCCACUGUGCGAGGGGCCGGCGGCGGGCAGAGCGGGCAGUGCCGCCGGAUUAGUACGGGGCGCGCCGCUAGACGCGGCCAUCAGGUGGGGCUCUGCAACCAGCAGCUGCCGCCCGCAAGUAGGGCACAGGAGCAGCCGGCAGGUUUCGAAUCUUCACAGUGCAGGUCCGGAUCCAACGGGGGAGGGGAGAAGAGGGGCACAUAG
Molecule: messenger RNA, 966 nt
Organism: Schistocerca piceifrons (Central American locust)
Lineage: Eukaryota; Metazoa; Arthropoda; Insecta; Orthoptera; Acrididae
Product: translation initiation factor IF-2-like
Exons: 6
Coding region: 1-966 (321 amino acids)
Source: RefSeq, a predicted model, not a curated record